Messenger RNA from Strongylocentrotus purpuratus (purple sea urchin), 445 nucleotides. Its product is annotated as late histone H2B.L3. The record is from RefSeq and is a predicted model, not a curated record. Gene Ontology annotation, cellular component: nucleosome. Lineage: Eukaryota; Metazoa; Echinodermata; Echinoidea; Camarodonta; Strongylocentrotidae. The coding region runs from base 33 to 404 and encodes 123 amino acids. Gene Ontology annotation, molecular function: structural constituent of chromatin; DNA binding; protein heterodimerization activity. The transcript has a single exon.
UCAGUUCGCAUUUGAAAUCUCAAUUCGCUAACAUGCCUCCUAAAGCACAAGCCGCCGGAAAGAAGGGAUCGAAGAAGGCUAAGGCCCCCAGGCCUAGCGGGGACAAGAAGAGGAGACGAAAGAGGAAGGAAAGCUACGGAAUCUACAUCUACAAGGUUCUGAAGCAGGUCCACCCCGACACUGGUAUCUCCAGCCGUGCCAUGUCCAUCAUGAACAGCUUCGUCAACGAUGUCUUCGAGCGCAUCGCCGCCGAGGCUUCCCGUCUUGCCCACUACAACAAGAAGUCUACCAUCACCAGCCGUGAGGUCCAGACCGCUGUCAGACUCCUCCUCCCCGGAGAGCUGGCCAAGCACGCCGUCUCUGAGGGCACCAAGGCUGUCACCAAAUACACCACCUCCAAGUAAAUUAGGAGUUUUAUCCUGGUUGCUUGUAAACCCAACGGCUC